UUCGUACUGGAUCCGAAGCGACUUAAGCGUCUGGCUUUUCCGAGACUUAAUUUUUAAGAAGGAUCUCUUGUUUUGUUUGUUGUUUGUGAGGAAAUAAGCAGAAAGUAAUUUGAUGAGUGCGAGGUCAUCUCUGUCGUACACAAAUGAAGAGAGACUUCUGCUGGAGGGAAUGGCUGCCUCCUCGUCCUCAUCUUCAGCCGGUGGGGUCAGUGGCAGUUCCGUCACCGGAUCUGGCUUCAGUGUUUCAGACCUGGCCCCGCCACGGAAAGCUCUGUUCACCUACCCCAAAGGAGCUGGAGAGAUGUUAGAAGAUGGCUCUGAACGGUUCCUCUGUGAGUCGGUGUUUAGCUAUCAAGUGGCUUCCACGCUUAAACAGGUGAAGCAUGAUCAGCAAGUUGCCCGGAUGGAAAAACUGGCUGGCUUGGUGGAAGAGCUGGAGGCUGAUGAGUGGCGGUUUAAACCCAUCGAGCAAUUACUGGGGUUCACACCCUCUUCGGGUUGAUGUCGCCUGCAUGGUCGCCCCUAGGGCCCUGCCACCCAGAGACUGAGAGCUGCACUGGGAGCUGCACGUCGGUUCACAUCUAUACUGGGUCCCUCUGUUUCUGUCAAUAGGCCACCUCUGCUCCUGUGAGAUAGCGCCGAGUUUGUCACGUGCUUGGUUUCAAAGUAUCGGGAGCACUCGGGAGGCAGAGGCAGGAGGCUCUCUGUGAGUUCGAGCCAGCCUGAUCAAUAUAGACUUCCAGGACAGCCAGGGCUAUGUAGAGAGACCCUGUCUCAAAAAAAAAAAAAAGUAUUGGGGAUCAGAUUAAGGCGGUCCUCUCAGAGAACCAGGAGGGGUGGGAUUUCAGAGAGUUAUACGAUUCUUCCAAGCCAGGUGGACACAUGCCAGAAUUGGCCAACUGAAUGGGGAAUAUCCUGUCAUUCAUAGAGCGUCUGGAAGCUUUUCCCAGUCAAACCUAAGGUCAGGAUCCACAGUUUCACAAUCACAGCCCAAACAUUUCUCUUCACAGAUGAGUGUGAUUUCAGCUCAGAGUCUGACCAGAUGGGGAAUUUUAAGGUGUUCUUUCCUCCUCUAUUCUUAGACAUUUAAUAUUAUAGAUUAUUUUUCUCACCUCUUACGAUAUGCCAAAUGGUGCUACCCCAUCCCUGCACCCCAAAAUUGCUUUUUGACUGUUGCAGCACUUGAAAAAAUAAAGUGACCUAAUUCCUUUUAGACCCAGAAAUCCUUAGUCCAGCUCAUUGGGGAUAUGAGAGCAAUUCUGAAGCAAAGAAACCCUGAAAAGAGUUCCAAAUUGCCACACUUGUCCUUUCCAAGUCUGAGGGGUUGGGGACAGAGAGAAGAGGUCAGAUUCCUUUUCUUGUUAGACUCUCAGGUCAUUCCUCUUCAGACUUGCUUUAACUGAAAUGGAAUUGCUUUACUUAUGAGCUGUUGGCUCACAGUGUCUAAACUCACCGCCACCUCAGUAGGUGUGAAGGUGCGCUGUUGGUUGGUUCAUCCAUUUGUUUGGAACCUUGUCUCACUCUGUAACCAGGCUGGCCUCAAACUCAUAGCAGUCCUCCUGCCUCAACCUCCUAAGUGUUAAUAUUACCCUGCUCUCUUCACUGGGUUUUUACACGGUGAUAGAGAAAAACCUGGAAGACGAAGAGGUGGCCUUUGUGCCUCAUCAUGGGACCCCCACACUUCACAAUUAGGCAGAUUACUUAUGUUACAUACAAAUUUGCCCUAGCCAGCAUUUACCUUUCUGCUCAUUAAGUAAUAACUUACACCUGAUCUGCUUAGAGUUGCUUAAUUAUAAAUAAAUUUAAUCCUAGUAGCAAUUGGCCUUAA
Messenger RNA from Peromyscus californicus insignis, 1828 nucleotides. It is a transcript of the gene Anapc16, whose product is annotated as anaphase promoting complex subunit 16. Gene Ontology annotation, biological process: protein ubiquitination. The transcript has 4 exons. Gene Ontology annotation, cellular component: kinetochore; anaphase-promoting complex; cytosol. The record is from RefSeq and is a predicted model, not a curated record. Lineage: Eukaryota; Metazoa; Chordata; Mammalia; Rodentia; Cricetidae. Bases 113 to 502 code for a protein of 129 amino acids.